Molecule: messenger RNA, 669 nt
Organism: Cooperia oncophora
Lineage: Eukaryota; Metazoa; Nematoda; Chromadorea; Rhabditida; Trichostrongylidae
Source: the annotation of a GenBank genome assembly
AUGGAGUCAGGAGUGGUGACGAGUUUUGGACAUGGUCAGAUUGGGCAGAGAAGAUUGGAAGGCAUUUUCGAGGACCAGUUCUUUAUUAAUGAAGAUGCGAAUGGUGAUUUGGUGCAUCAAAAGAAUAUACUAAAGGACACCGUUGGCUCGUCUCUCGGUUUCACAGAUUAUCAGCUCAGAUGUAACUACGUCGUCGCUCUAGCUGCGGCUCCCACGUUGAUUGAUCCUCACAAAGCUUGGCGUGCUCUCGAUAUGGCAAAAGAACACCUGUUGGGACCAUUGGGAAUGAAAACCUUAGAUCCGAGCGAUUGGGCUUACAACGGUGAUUAUAACAAUAAUGACGAUGGACUUAAUAAGCAAACGGCCAAGGGAUGGAAUUAUCAUCAAGGACCGGAAUGGCUGUGGGUUGCCGGUACUUACCUUCGAGCACGACUGCUCAUCGGUCGAAUACUGGGUGGAUCUGAGUGGGCCUCAGCUGCGAAGGAAGUCCAGCAAAGACUUGGCAAUUAUUAUAGUCACAUAAGGGAAUCCGCAUGGAGUUCAUUACCUGAACUGACUAACACAAACGGCAGUAUCUGCGGUGGAAGUUGCCCAGCUCAGGCAUGGUCCGUCGGUUGUGUCCUCGAUUCGAGUCUCUGUUUCACGGAUCUGACAAGCGCAUCACAAUGA